Entrophospora candida is the source of this 146-nucleotide messenger RNA. The record is from the annotation of a GenBank genome assembly. Lineage: Eukaryota; Fungi; Glomeromycota; Glomeromycetes; Entrophosporales; Entrophosporaceae.
GAAAGGGAAAGCAAAAUGCAAGUUCUAGUUGAAGAUUUAAUCCCAGCACUUCCUCUGAAUCUUCUGAUAGGUAUGUCUCAAUUGCCUAAUAAUUCAAAAAGAACAGAGUACAAAUUUGUAACAGAAAUGCCACAAAAACAUUUCAG